Molecule: messenger RNA, 665 nt
Organism: Acaulospora colombiana
Lineage: Eukaryota; Fungi; Glomeromycota; Glomeromycetes; Diversisporales; Acaulosporaceae
Source: the annotation of a GenBank genome assembly
GACACGAAUUUAACAGAGGCAUUUGGAAGAUUUUCUCGGACACGCAGAUCGAAGACUUCUGGUUAUCAUACUUUUGCGUUACCACCAAUAUCACGUGGUCUCGCAUGGAGGUGCAUAAGCGAGGAUACGCGUGGAGAUACGUGAGGGCAUCCAUGUCAUUAUCGGCUUACCUGCCGCCACUCUGUGACAACGGCAAUUUGCUUGUCGACGGUGGAUACAUGGACAAUUUACCGGUUAACGUGAUGAAAUCGAUGGGUGCUAACACGAUAUUCGCGGUGGAUGUGGCGAGCGAUGAUGACACAUCGCCGGUAUACUAUGGUGAUUCUAUUUCAGGAUGGUGGGUAUUAUUGAAUAGAUUCAAUCCGUUCAGCCGGGCAACCAAAAUACCGACGAUGGCCGACAUACAAUCAAGGUUAGCCUAUGUAUCGAGUGUUAAGACGUUGGAGGAGGCGAAACUAAUAGCGGGAUGUUUGUACAUGAAACUGCCGGUACAACAAUAUGGUACAUUGGAAUUUAAUAAGUUUGACGAGAUAUUCGAGGUCGGAUACAAAGCCGGCAAGGAGAUGCUGAAAAAAUUCAAAGAGGAGGGAAAAUUAAGGGAUCUGUUGGACCAAGGUCAGGAAAAUGUUAAAAGAAAUAGGGUUCGUAGAAGAAAUAGUGUAUAG